Molecule: messenger RNA, 15814 nt
Organism: Clarias gariepinus (North African catfish)
Lineage: Eukaryota; Metazoa; Chordata; Actinopteri; Siluriformes; Clariidae
Gene: ush2a
Product: Usher syndrome 2A (autosomal recessive, mild)
Exons: 73
Coding region: 1-15747 (5248 amino acids)
Molecular function (GO): protein binding
Source: RefSeq, a predicted model, not a curated record
AUGUUUUGGUUCCCUGAGCACAAAGGGACGAUGUUAUUCCUGUACACCCUGGGUGUUAUCGCAGCCCUCGGCUCAGUCGCAGCUCAGGGCUCUUUCCCCAAACUGGAGAAUAUCGCAGCCUACAAAUCUGUUAGUGUGGCACCGAGUGAGGCAACAUGUGGCAUGCCAGAACGCAGCACCUUCUGCCAGGCCGCCCGCACUCAGGAUGACCUCCUGACCUGCUCCCAGCAGUUCUGCAUCCAGGAGUGUCCGUAUCGCUCGUCCACACCACGCUAUACCAACCUACUCGACUGGCAUGCGGACGCAUGUCUGAAAGGUGAGAGCCAGGAUUUGCGCCCGGGCUCCGAGACUGGAUCUGUGAGCUUCGUGUUUCGAAACCAGAGUGCCUGCUUGGCUUCUCAGGCUGCUCCAAACCUGGGACAAGCAGGAUCAUUUACCAUAACAGUUUGGCUGAAACCUGAAGAAGCCUCUGUAAUGACUGUUUUUGAGAAGAGGAGCAUGGACCGGCUGGUGUUUCUCCUUACGGUGACAGAAAUGGACGUCCAGUUCCAGUACAGCGUUUCAAGUGGCCAGAACCUCUCCAUAACCAUAAGCUCUGCAGGUCACAUCCGAACAGGAGAGUGGACACACGUGGCCUUACAGGUACACAGAACGAGUGUGAGCUUGUUCCUGAAUGGACAAGAGGAAGAUGGAACGGCCUUCGACACGAAGACCCUGCUAAGUCCUGUCGCUGAUGUCACCUCAGAUACUUUGACUUGGAUUGGCCAGAACUUUAAAGGGUCCGAUCAAUUCAUCGGGAGAAUGCAGGAUUUCAGAUUUUAUCCCCAGACUUUGACUAACAGGGAGAUCGAGGAGGUGUACUCUGGAGCGAUGCCUCUCCUCCACACGCAGACGUCAUGCCGGUGCCCUCCCACCCACCCGAGAGUGCACCCUAUAGUGGAACGGUACUGCAUCCCUAACGGUGCUGAUGACACCACCAACAACCGCCUGCUCCGCCUCCACCCACACGCUCACCCUCUCAACUACAUCAAUGAUAAUGACAUCGGCACCGCCUGGGUCUCCUCUGUUUUCUCCAGUCCGGAGGACCAAGGGGUUUCCAUCACCAUAGACCUGGAGAGCGGACAGUACCAGGUUUUCUAUGUAAUUCUUCAGUUCCGGAGUCUGCAGCCUGAAGCUGUACGUAUUCAGAGAAAGACCAGCAGCACCUCCGCAUGGACAGACUGGCAGUACCAAGCCAAGAACUGCAGUUGGUUUGGGAUGGAGGAUAACGGACCUUUGGUGAGCCCGGACUCUGUCAACUGCAUUCAGUUCCCCAGUGAUAUUUCAUACACUAACGGCAACAUCACGUUCAGCAUGCUAACGCCAGAGCCUAACCUGCGACCAGGCUACAACAACUUCUACAACAGCGCCACCUUGCAGGAGUUUGUCAGAGCCACCCAGGUGCGCAUCCACCUGCAGGGUCAAUACCACACCCGCACCCCUCACGUGCCCUUUCGUCAUCGCUACUACGCUGUGGACGAGAUCACCAUCAGUGGCAGGUGCGAGUGCCAUGGCCACGCUGCCAGCUGUGACACGGGCAUCAUGCCGUACCGCUGCGCCUGCAUCCCUGAGAGUCACACACACGGAGCUAACUGUGAGCGUUGUGCACCACUUUUUAACGACAAGCCGUUCCGAGCAGGGAAUCAGGUCGAGGCGUACAACUGCCGACCCUGCCAGUGCCACGGACAUGCAGCAUCCUGCCACUACAAUGCCAGUGUGGACCCUCACCCUCAGGAGCACUUCCGCGGUGGAGGAGGAGUGUGUGAUAACUGCACUCAUAACACCACAGGGAGGAGCUGUGAGCAGUGCCGGAGGUUGUUCUACAGAGGAGUCGGGGAUUCGCUGUGGGCCGAGGACGCGUGUAAACCCUGUGAAUGCAAUGACAGCGGGACGGUCAAUGGCAGUCUGGAGUGUGAUCAGAUUGGAGGCCAGUGUAAGUGCAAGCGACGCGUGUCUGGACGACAGUGCAAUCAGUGCCAGCAAGGCUUCUACAAGCUGCAGGCGUCGCUGGUCCACGGCUGCCUCGACUGUAACUGCAGCGCCGCCGGGACCCUGUGGCCACAUAUCACCUGUCACCAGGACUCAGGGCAAUGCCAGUGUAAGACCAACGUAAUUGGCCUCACCUGUGACCGCUGUAACUACGGCUUCAAGUUUCUCAACCGGACCAAUCCCGAUGGCUGUGAGCCGUGUGGUUGUGAUCCGGACGGAUCUCUCCACCAGUUCUGUAACCCUUUCUCUGGCCAGUGUGAAUGUAAGAAGGGUAUCCAGGGCCUCCUCUGUGACACCUGCCCUCCCGGCACCUACGGACCGAGGAUGGAUGGAGUCUGCAUGUCCUGCAACUGCAGCGCUUCUGGCAUCAUCUCGGGCUCGGUGUGUCACCCUGUGACAGGGCAGUGUGUGUGCCGGCCACACGUGGAGGGCCGUCGGUGUGACUCCUGCCGUGACGGUUGGUACAAACUCGGACUUGAAGACUCUCUCUCCUGCCAGCCGUGUCACUGUGACCCCAGGGGCAUCGUACAAGGCUCUGCUUUGUGUGAUAAGGAAAGUGGACAGUGUCUGUGCAAGAGCGGUGUAGAAGGUCUCCGCUGUAACCGCUGCUCUGCACAUAUGUAUAAUCUGAGCUCGGCUAAUGACACGCACGCAUGCCUGCCAUGCAACUGUGACCUUGUUGGCACCUUGGCUGGAACGGUGUGCGAUCCUGACAGUGGGCAAUGCGUGUGUGCACCUACGCACCAAGCACUGGACUGUAGCACCUGUAAACCAGGUUACUUCCAUUCCGAUGAGCAUCGUGGUCUGUGCGAGGCCUGCGACUGUCACCCAGUGGGAGCAGCUGGACAAGUGUGUGCUGCAGACACGGGGCAAUGCGUGUGCGCUAAUUCGUCCCUAGCUGGACGCAAGUGUGACCAAUGCCAGGAUCUUUACUUUGGUUUUAACCCCAUCAUGGGCAGGUGUGAGCGGUGUGGCUGCGAUCCAGCGGGGAGUUUCAACAGCUCCUGCCACAUCGAGACAGGCCAGUGCCCGUGCAAGCUGUUCGUGACAGGCGAGAAAUGUGAACGGUGUGUAGAAGGAGCGAGUCACAUGGACCCGGCCAACCACUUGGGCUGCAGUAAAGAGCCCAGACAGCAGCCUCCUCCGCUGGUCACCGCACUUAAUGCCAGCUCUAUUGAGCUGAGCUGGAACGCUCCAGAUUCCCCCAACAGCAACCUCCUCACCUACACACUUCUCCGGAACCGGGAGCCGAUCCAUACCAGCUACAGCCAGCUCCCGUUUGGAUCUAAGCACUUCACGGACACUGCUCUGUCUCCAUACACCCUCUACACCUACCAGCUCUUCACCAGCAACAUCCACGGCAACACCAGCAGCUCCAGCGUCACUCUGCGCACUCUGUCCUCCGUCCCGGAUCUCAGUGACCUGCAGCUGAGCGUUGUGGGUCAGGCUAGUCCGACCACCAUUUCGUUCAACUGGACCGAGCCUGUAGACACCUCGGGGCCUGUCGAGCACUACGCCCUGAGUUCACUGGAGGAACAGAACGGAGAGGAGCACCUUCAUUACCAGGGCCUGGGGUCAGAGGUCACAGUGGAUGGCUUGCACCCAUUCAGUCGCUACAGCUUCAGCCUGAAAGCCUGCACCAAUGGUGGUUGUGCUCGCAGUGCCAACGUCAGCGUGGUUACGGCACAGGUCUCGCCACAGAGGCAGCCAGCACCGCGUGUCAGCACACUUUCCCCGACACAACUGCAUGUAGACUGGGAGCCGCCCGCCAUGCCAAACGGUAUAAUUAUCAGGUAUGAGCUCUUCAUGCAAGUGCUCGAUGACUCACAAGGAAACCUGACCAGUCCCGGGACAGAGCGAAGGGUUUUCCUCAGCGCUGGUUGGCUGGAUCCGCGGCAGCCGUCAGUCUUGGCCAGUGAGAGCGCUGCUCUGACUCCGCCCGAAAGCAGCGUCGUGGUGACCGAUCUGGAGCCGUUCACUGCAUACCGCUUCAGAGUGCUCGCUGUUAACAUGGCCGGCAGCACCAUGUCCGAGUGGUCCAUUGGCCGUACCGCAGAAGGAGUGCCGGAGUACAUGAGUCCUCCCCAGGUGUCUCCGGUGUCCUCAUCGUCACUUCGAGUGAACUGGGAGACACCACGAGUACAGGAUGUCAGGGGGACAGUGACCGCAUACCGAGUUAGUCUUUACCAAGAGCAGACCUCCAGCCCGUACGCCCCUCCUGUAGUGACACAGCUGUUGUACAACGCCUCAGCAGAUGAGCGGAGCUACACUGUGACAGGCCUGAAGAGCUACAAGGAGUACAGCUUCACCGUGACCGUCUGUAACACACAGGGGUGUGUGAGCAGUCUUCCUGCUCCAGGACGCACUCAACCUUCAGCACCAGCAGGGUUGAAGGAGCCCCGUCUGAAGCCUGUAAACACGACGGCGAUGGAGAUCUUGUGGGCGGCUCCGGCCGCGCUGAACGGACCCCCACCGGUCUACCACGUCGAAAGAACCGAUGUAUCAUUCUCAGACGCCGAAGGCCGGGUUAUCAGAGGAAGACGCUUCACCGGGACCGACUACUUCCACUUUCCCAGCUCUACACUACCUGUUAACACUGACUUCACAGGCAUUCAGCUGAGUUUCCGCACUCGGAUGGAAGAGGGACUGAUCCUGUGUGCUCUGUCUCCUGGAGAACAAGAAGAAUUUGUGGCACUGCAAAUGCGCAAUGGCCGUCCCUACUUCCUGUUUGAUCCUCAGGCCUCGGUGGUGGCCAUCAGCCCACAAGAUGACGGAGGGAGAAGUUAUAAUGACAACCAGUGGCACCGACUGAUCGCUACCAGGAAGCAAGCUCUGGGAAGUAUCAUUGUGGAUGAUCAAUACCGCGGUUCAGCAUCAGCAACCAGUGGCAGUACCAUCAUCGGACAGAACACUGGGGUCUUUUUCGGAGGCCUUCCAGGGAAUUUUACUGUUCUUAGACAAGACACUGGUCUGGCUCGUCUGGCACGUACGGGUUUUGCAGGCUGCGUGAGGGAUGUGCUCAUUCAGAGGAGCGGCGGUCCUGAUGCCAUUUGGGAGCCGCUAGACUGGGACUCUGCACUAGAGGAACAUGAGACGUACGGAGACUGGGAGGGCUGUCCUGCCUAUUCUGAGCAUGGGGCGUACUUCCUUGGACAGGGGUUUCUUAAACUGGAUCCGGAGGUGUUUACUGGUGGAAAGGAAUUUGAAAUAUCAUUUGAGUUCAGAACUGAUCAGCUGAAUUCACUACUGCUAUUUGCAUACGAUCUUAAUGGCGAGGAUUAUAUUUUGGCUGAGCUGCAGGGCGGGAUCCUCUCAUGGGUGUUGCGUUGGGGAGACCAGAGGGCGGAGCUUGCUCUUUGGGUGGGCCUCUCAUAUUGUGACGGAGGCUGGAACAGUGUCGCUAUGCUGAAACGUGGAGCGCUAACGAGAGCCGCUAUGAAUCAUGCAUCGGAGCAGCACAGGAGCGAGAGAGGUGGAAACCUCAAUAUCACCUCUCCACUUUAUGUAGGAGGCGUCCCAGCUGGACUCCAGCACCCAGCGCUGCACCAGUACAGCCUGCUCCAUGGAUUUGGUGGCUGCAUCAGGGACGUUCGAUUGGCUGCAAGUGGUCCUGUCUUAAACUUGGCCGUGGCAUCGUGUGCCGCUGUCAGAGUCAAUCUGGAUGGAUGCCUGUCAGCUGACACCAGCGUUAACUGCCGGGGAAACGACUCAAUCCUGGUGUACACGGGCAAUGAGAUCAGUGCUCUGGAUUUGUCUCUGCAGCCCUUCACUGAGUACUUGUACAGAGUGAUAGCAUCUGGAGAGGGAGGGUGGACAGCUGGACCGUGGCAGCGAGGACGCAGUCGAGAGACAGCUCCACAAAGUGUGCUGCCUCCCUCCAGAGUUGCGAGUGUAAAUGGCUCCAGCGCGGAGGUGAGCUGGGAGGAGCCGCCCGAGGUCAGAGGUGUAAUUGAGCGCUACGUGGUGAAGGCGUACAGCCGGGACAGUCCCUUAUCCCCCCCAAUCAGCGCCACCUUUAACGCGCAAUGGCUGAUGGGAACGUUAAGUGGCCUGUCUCCUUUUAGCAGCUACAACAUUACACUGACGGCGUGCACUCGGGCCGGGUGUGGAGAAAGCCUGCGUGCCUCGAGCCUCACCACACCACAAGCGGCUCCUGAGGACGUUCUUCCUCCUCGUGCAGUUCCUCACUCGGACUCUCUCUCUGUGUACUGGGAAGCUCCUCGAAAACCCAAUGGCGUCCUGACACACUACACACUCUACAAGGAACACACACCCAUCUACCAAGGCAAUGACACAGCCUUCAACAUCACCGGUCUUGGUGUGUAUACUCCACACACACUCCUGCUGAGCGCAUGCACUGAAGCGGGCUGCACCAACAGCUCUGUGGUCACACUUUCCACCGCUCAGCUCCCACCUUCCCACAUGGAGCCACCUGUCCUCACUGUCCUGGAUGCUCACAGCAUAAACGUCCGAUGGUCGUCCCCGCCGGAGGUGAAUGGUCAGCUGCAGUUCUACACGCUGUAUCAGGACGUUCCUGGAGAGGAACCAGUGGUGGUGUACAACAGCUCCCAGCUCUUUGAGGAUCACACACUGCGGGACCUGGUCCCUGGCUGCACCUACUUUUUCCAAAUCGCUGCAUGCACAGCAGGUGGCUGCACCCUCAGUGCCCCCAGCAGGGCCAAAACGGAGGAGAGUUCCCCGGAAGGAGUUCCAGCUCCCAGCGUCACCUACAUAUCCCCACACGCACUGAACCUGACCUGGGGACCCCCGCUGAAGCCCAACGGUGUGAUCAGCAGCUACAGCGCGUGGAUGGACGGCGUACUGAUGCAGAACUCCUCAUUUACGAGCUUCGGGAUCGUCGGUCUUUCUCCCUGGAGUUCGCACAGCUUCCGUGUUCAGGCGUGCACGGCUCAGGGCUGCGCUCUCGGCCCUUCGAUCGAGGUGCGGACUUCAGAAAUGCCCCCGGUUGGCAGCGUGCCCCUGGAGAUCCUCCCCGAAAACCCAAACUCAGUCUGGGUAAAAUUUGAAGCACCAGCCAAACCCAAUGGCAACCUCAGUUACUCGGUGCUUUUCACCGGAACUUUCUUCCAGCCAUCAGGGGAGAACCCGAGUGAACCCGAGGAGCUGGUCACCGAGACGCGAUCGCUGCUCACUGCGGGGACGGCGGGACGCUGGGUGUCUGUGGGAGAUCUGCUUCCCUUCUCCAACUACAGUGUGAGAGUGAGAGCCUGUAACAGUCAGGGCUGUGUGGAGAGCGCCUCCAUCAGGAUCUCACUCCCUCCAGCAGCUCCAGAUGGCCUCUUGCCCCCGAGGCUGGCAGCUGCCACCUCCACCUCUUUGCAGGUGGCAUGGCUCAGUCCCUCGCGCCCCAAUGCACCUGGGACUCUGCGCUAUCAGCUCCAGAUGAAGAAUCCGGACACCCAACACAUCCUACAACUGGUGGAUAAUGAGACAGAAACAGUGUUCACUCACUCGGUACAGGAUUUGGAACCGUACACAGAGUACCAGUUCAGACUUCUGGUGUCAAACCAGUAUGGAGAAGCUCGCAGCUCCUGGGUGUCUUUGCGCACUGCCCAAGAUCGCCCUGAAUCCGUAGACCCACCAGUGCUGUAUGAGGUCCACCCCAGGACCGCUACCAUUUCAUGGUCUCCUCCCUCACGCCCGAAUGGCCACCUUACCCACUACAACAUCUACCAGGACAGACAACUCAUCAACACCGUGCCUGCUGACACCACCAGCCUCGCCCUCUCCAACCUGGCGCCCUAUCAGCAGUACUCCAUCCAGGUGGAGGCGUGCACUGAGAUGGGCUGCACCCUUUCGGCUAACUCACACACACUCCACACACCUGCGGCUCCUCCGGAGGGUGUUACCAGCCCUCGGCUUUAUUCAGACACGCCCACCUCUGUGCUGCUGACCUGGGUUCCUCCUGUGCUUCCAAAUGGGCCGCUGGAGAGCUACACGUUAGAGCGAAGACUUAAUGGCAGUCAGAAGAUCUUCACAGUGGCCUCUAUGAUGGCCAACCAGACUCUCACCUACCUGGACAGCUCAGCGUCUCUCAGUCCCUGGAGCACGUAUGAAUACCGGGUGAUCGCCACGACCAGGCAGGGAGGCUCCAACAGCAGUCAGUGGGAACAGAUCACAACACGACCUUCACGACCAGCAGGCGUACAACCACCCAAAGUGCUGGUGCUCGGCCCAGAAUCUGUCCAGGUUACAUGGACAAGCCCACUGAUACCCAAUGGAGAAAUCAUGCGUUAUGAGAUCAGGAUGCCAGAUCCACGCAUAUCCCACACUGACACCUCUUCGCUUAACCGCACAGUCACUGGCCUGGAGCCGUACACCGACUACAGCGUGACCAUCCUUGCUUGUUCAGGGGGCGGCGGCUUCGUUGGAGGCUGCACCGAGAGCCUGCCUACUCCGGUCACUACAUUACCCAUGAUUCCACAGGGGCUCCCGGCACUCUCCAUUGUCACCAUAAGCGAAUCUUACCUGGCCGUGUCAUGGCAGCCACCGUCACGACCAAACGGCCCUGACGUACGGUACAAGCUGCUGAGACGGAAAACCCAGCAGCCCCUGGCCUCCCGUCCCCCUGAAGAUUUCAAUCGCUGGUACCAUGUUUACGCAGGAGACAAAUUGUUCCACGAAGAUAAAGGCCUUAGCAGAUACACCUGGUAUGAGUACCAGCUGUUGGUGUACAACGAUGUGGGCUACGCCUCAGGAGAGGUGUACUCAGGAGUUACUCUGGCUGGUCCACCACUCCAUGCUCCUAACGUGUCUGCUCAGACCAUCAACCACACUGCUAUCCUGCUUAACUGGACCACACCCACUCUGCAGGACCUACAGGGAAAAGUGGAGCUCUAUCUUCUGACAGUCAAUUCCAUCCAGGAACGGCAAACACUGCAGCUUGACCCCUCGGUGACCUCGGUGCUGCUCUCUGACCUCCAGCCCAACACCGAGUACACACUCUCGCUGACUGUGUCUAAUGGAGCUCACAACAUCACUAGUCCAGAGGUCACGUGUAUUACUGCAGAUGGUGAGCCUGAAGGAGUCUUUCCCCCGGAGAUCGUGACCCUCAACAGUACAUCGGUCCGGGUUCUCUGGGCAGCUCCUCUGGUUCCUAACGGAGCCAUCACGCACUACUCUAUUUAUCUGGACGGUCACGUGUACAGCUCGACCGACAACACAUCUGGAUCCCUGGAGCUGGGAGGCCUCCAGCCUUUCACCGUAUACGAUGUUCAGGUGGAGGUCUGCACAGUGUUUGCAUGUGUGAGGAGCAACAGCACCAAGUUAACGACGGUGGAGGAGACGCCAGCGGAGAUCCCCGCGCCCGCCAUCAGAGUGCUCGGCUCCAGAUCCAUCAGACUGGAGUGGUCGUCACCUGGCCGGCCCAACGGCAUCCUGGGAGGAUAUAACAUUCGCCGCAAGACCCUUAAGCCCUGUGAAGAGCUCCAGGCCAAGCAGGCCGUGCCUCCCCAAACCCACUGCUCAUACGUGCAGUGCCCCGUAAACCAGGAGUUCUGUGGAAAUUCCUGUUACCAUCCCAGAGAGCAGGUGUGUUGUGAUCAGACCGUACACAGCCUAAAAGAAUCCCACCAGUGCUGUAAUGAGCGCUACCUACCGGCUGUAAAUGACUCUGUGACUGUUUGCUGCGGAGGGAAGUUACAGGAGCUUCUCCCACAAUACCAGUGCUGUGGAGAUUACUACGUCCACAUCCGCCCAGGUGAUGUGUGCUGUUCGCAUCCCGGGCGCUCGCGAGCGUCCGUCGGUUUCGGCGAUUCGUGUUGCGGUUCGACCCCCUUCUCCUCCGCGGCCGGUCAGAUCUGCUGCAACGGGCGGCUUCAUGACGGCUACAGAUCCCAGUGCUGUGGAGGAAAGCUGGUCUCUAAAGAAGCGGUAUGCUGUGGAGACGCCCUCAGAGGAACAGCACACGCCCCUGUUCCAGGAAUGGCGUGUUGUGGCGAGCACUACAUAAACACAUCCACCACGUUAUGUUGCGCCGGCCCAGAUCAGGGUCCGAGAGCCCACGUGCUGGAGAACAGGACGGCGUCUCUGAAGUGCUGCUGGACCGAGCUGAUCGAGCAGGACAGGGAGUGCUGUAACGGUGUCGGGUUCGACCCGAAGGUGGCCGUGUGUGCAGACCGGGCCCCUCAUGGCCUCGUCAUCAUGGAAAAGUGUCUUCCCAGCUCUCUUUGUCCCGCGUCCGCUGCCUCAAGCGCCUACUGCGGUGUGUGUGAUUUCAACCCAAAUUUCUUCACCUGUACCUGGAUGCCGGGCGAGACAGACGUACCCACAAACAACACAACAUCAUCUUUUAAUUCACGUGAAUCAGCACACACACACCUCUGCCCGGCAGCUGAUGAGCUCAUUUACAGCGGACUGGCGAACAGAUACUAUUUUACAGACACAAACCUGGAGCCCUACACCACCUACGAGUACAGAGUGUCUGCAUGGAACAGGCGUGGCCAUGGGUUAAGCCUGCCAUCACGGGUCACUACGAAAGAGGACGUACCUCAGGGUGUGCUGCCCCCCCACUGGAGCCGAGUGGGCCUCCGGGAUGACAUCAUCCAACUUAACUGGUCUUCGCCGAUUAAGUCUAACGGUGAGAUCAGCCAUUAUGUGGUUCUGCGUGAUGGACGGGAGCGUUACCGUGGAACCGAAAGCAGCUUCACUGACGCCGGAGGCAUUCGGCCCUUUCAUGAGUACACGUACCAGCUGAGAGUCUGCACUACAGCCGGCUGCGCAGACUCCACCAAAGUGGUGGCAGUGACUGUCCAGGGGGUACCAGAAGGGGUUGCUCCUCCAGUGGUCAGCGCUCUAGGGCCCAAAGCUCUUCAGAUCAGCUGGAAGGCCCCGUCUAAACCUAACGGCAUCGUGCGAGAGUAUCGGAUUAACCAAACCGGAGUUGGACUCAUCCACACACACACGCACGGAGAGAUGGAGCACAGCGUCCAAGAGCUGCAGCCUUACACCAACUACAGCUUCGUGCUGACGGCGUGCACGGUGGCCGGCUGCGGAGCAAGUCAGCCAUCUAUGGGCCGCACGCUGCAAGAUGCACCAGAAGGCGUCUGGCUCGCACCGAGGCACGUCACGGUGAACAACACGGCCGUGGAGCUCUACUGGAGUCGGCCGUCGCGACCCAACGGCCGUCUCACCCGCUACCAGCUCCUGCGUGACGGAGAGGGCGUGUACACCGGCGGCCCACAGGAGAGCAAACACACAGACACCCAGCUGCAGCCCAACACCAGAUACGUGUAUGAGCUGGAGGCCAGUACGGAUGCUGGGAGCAGCGUGAGCAACCAGUACAUCAUCCAGACCCCCGCGUCCUCCCCGGAGAGAAUCCCUGCCCCGUAUAACGUCAGCGUCUUGGGGCCGCGCUCUGUCUUUGUCGCGUGGUCACUCCCAGGUGUGUAUAACGCCAGUCUCCCCCUGGACUACAGCGUCUUGCUGAAUGCCGGUACAGAGCGCCCCCUGUCGCGGUCAGCUGGUCCUCAGCGGUUCCUGCUGCUUGAUGGACUCGACCCAUACACCACCUACGAUAUCAGAGUUCAAGUCUGCCAAGCUGAUGGUUGUGGUGUAGGAGAAGGCACCUCUGUCCGGACAUCUGAAGCAGAACCAAAGGCUCUGGACCCUCCUGAGCUCAGUGCAGCAGGAGCAGCGGUUAUUGAAGUGCACUGGAGUCCUCCACGCAAACCCAAUGGUUUAAUCACUGCAUACUUCCUUUACAGACGACUGAGAGGAACCCUGGAGGAACUCCUGGUCUUUAUCUGGUCUGAAGGUCCCCUGGAGUUUAUCGAUGCCUCAGAUUUCCUCAAGCCAUUCACUGAGUACGAGUACAGAGUCACGGCACACAACUCUCAGGGCUCCGUCUCCAGCUCCUGGAGCUCCGUGCUCACACUCGAGGCGGAGCCGGACGGUACAGAUGUGCCCACGGCACGCCCGACUGGUGCGUACUCCAUCUUCCUGAACUGGACGCAGCCCAGUAAUCCCAAUGGUCUGAUCUCUGACUACAAAGUGGCGUACAAGCAAGAACCCGGAGAUCCAACACUCGACACCAGCAGCAUCACAGCGCUCACAGUGCAGGGGGAUGUGCACCAGGCCCAUGUAUUUGGUUUAGAACCGUACACCACCUACAGUGUGUGUGUGGAGGCGGUGAACAGAGCAGGUAGUGCCUGCAGCCCUUGGGCUACAGUUCGGACUUUACAGGCUUCUCCCAGUGGUCUGACCAACUUCACCGUGGAGAAGAGAGAACACGGACGUGCACUGCUGCUGCACUGGCCAGAACCUGCCUCGCCCAAUGGCGUCAUUAAGACUUAUAACAUCUACAGUGAUGAUAACCUGGAGUUCAGUGGUCUUUCACGCCAGUUCCUGUUCCGCCGCUUGGAACCCUACACCACAUAUUCGUUGGUUCUUGAGGCUUGCACAGAGGCAGGCUGCACCAGGACUGUCCCACAGCAUAUCACCACUGACGAGGCCCCUCCCUCCUCACAGCUGCCCCCUAGUGUCCAGGACAUUGGCGCUGACACCGUGGAGCUCCACUGGGUGCCACCCGGAAAAGCUAAUGGGAGAAUCCUAUAUUAUCAAGUAUUGUCAGUGAAGAGUGAUGAGGACGACGUUGACACAGGACAAGCCAAGGUUGUCUGUACAGAACGAGACGUCCAGGCACUUAGCUUCUCCUGCAAUGUCUCUGGCCUGAAGCCCUGGAGCAGGUAUAAAUUUCAGGUGCGGGUUACGAACACAGCAGGGUCAACCGAUAGCCCGGGGGUGACUGUUCAAACGAAGCAAGCUCCCCCGAAUGGGCUGCCGCCACCAACUGUAAGUCAUCUAGAGGGCCGCCCUAAUGAGCUCUUUGUAAAUUGGACACCGCCAUUGGAGGCCAAUGGUGUCCUUUUGGGUUACAGGAUUCAGAGAGAUGACAUUGGCUUCCAUUUCAGCUUUGACUCGUCUGUGUUAAACUACACUGACGAGGAUUUGACCGCGUACACUGACUACAGCUACGCUGUAACCGCGUGCACAGUAUCUGGCUGCGUUACCAGCAAACCGACUACGGUUCGAACGUUAGAGGCGGCACCGGCAAUAGUCGAGCCACCCGUUGUGUCCGGUAUUACAUCCCGCUCCCUGAAUGCAUCAUGGACUGUACCAUCCAUUCAGAAUGGGGAGAUUGUGGAGUACAUCCUCCAGGUCAACAGCGAGGUGGUUUACCGCGGGAAAAAGCUAAGUGUCCAGGUGUCUAAUCUACAGCCGCACGCUCCAUAUACGCUUACUUUAACAGCCUGCACUAAUGGAGGCUGCACAGCCAGUCUGCCCACGUCUACUCUAACCAAAGAGGCCCCGCCUGCUAGCAUGCCAGCCCCAGUUUUGAAAGUCACAGGCCCCGAGUCAGUGGAGGUGUCAUGGAAAGAGCCCGAUCAUCCAAACGGGGUUAUCACAGGUUACGAACUCCGGCGUGACGGCCACCUCAUAUACACCGGCAUGGAUACACGCUACCAUGACUUUAUGUUGCUGCCCAGCAUUGAGUACAGCUACACGGUCACGGCUAAUAACAGCCAGGGUACGACCACCAGCCCCACAGAAGUGGCUCGCACACAGCCUUCGGUUCCAUCCGGAGUCGCUCCUCCGCAGCUGCAGACCCUUGCGCCUCUUAGCGUGCUGGUGCAGUGGGAGCCCCCGGCACGAACAAACGGGGUGAUCAUCAGCUACUCGCUUUACACACGUGACCCAGCCGAGCCCAACGUGAAGAGGGUGGUCUUCGCACCGCAUCACAGCGCCUUCCAGAGCCGCAGUUUCUCUCUCACUGCUCUAAAGCCCUACCACAGGUAUGAGGUGCGAGUGGAGGCUUGCACUUUGCUCGGAUGUGCUGCAAGCGACUGGUCCUCGAUUCAGACUCAGGAGGCGCCCCCUGCUGGACAGAGCGCACCCCUGCUGGAGCUGCAGACAGACUCGGAGGGAUUGCAGAACAUUUUCCUGCUCUCGUGGUCUCCUCCGGCCCAAGCAAAUGGAAAACUCCUGCACUAUGAGCUUUAUAGGAGACUCGGUGAAGAAACAGGAAGCCAGCCUACACUUGUCUAUCGCAACAUCUCGACUGUCUAUCAUGACCACAAGCUGCUGCCCUACACGGCCUACGAGUACCAGGUGUGGGCCGUGAACUCUGCAGGACGCACAGGAAGCCCCUGGACUAUGGGUCGGACUGGUCCAGCUCCUCCCGAGGGUGUGAGCCCUCCCACAUUCCUACACAUCCAUGCCACCUCUGCCGUGGUGGAUAUCAGCCCUCCUGCCAAGCCCAAUGGCAUCGUCACCAUCUACAGGGUGUUUGAUCAGAAACAAGACUCACACCUGCUGUUGUCAGAGGGGACGUCACGGCAGCAGACACUGCAUGACCUCAUGCCUUUCACCACAUACUCUAUCAGGGUGGAGGCUUGUACCUGCUUCAUGUGUUGCACCCGUGGCCCAGUGAGCGAGCUCCGUACUCAGGCCUCGGUUCCAUCCCAGCAGCCUCCGCCUCGACUCGUAACUCUAACGUCCCGAUCGGCUCUACUCGAGUGGGAUGAACCCCUGCAGCCCAACGGCAUCAUCGAGAGCUGUGAGCUGCUGAUGCGGACGGCUUGUCCCCAACCACUGCAACCAGUGCCAGUGCCCUGUUCCGUAGGACCGGUGGAGACCAGGUUCUUCGGGAAGGGGCUGAGUCUCAAUGUCACCGCACUCCUCCCCUACACCACCUACGAGGUCCGUGUAGUCUCAUAUAACAACAUGGGGAGUGCAGCAUCUGUCUGGGUCUCCAUCACUACACUAAAAGAAGCCCCACAGUAUAAGGAGCCGUUUGUGGUGCAGAGUAACCUGACCCUGGUGUUCGUGGACUGGAGCGGAUCUUUCUUUCUGAACGGACCUCUGAGUGAUUACGCCCUGACCGAAAGUGGCCUUCGCCUUUACAGUGGCUUCCACAGCUUCGUCUACGUUCCCCGGACCUCAGAUAAAACGUUUGUCUUUCAAGUAACGUGUACGACAGACAGUGGCAGUGCCAGUUCCCCCGUAAUCAAGUACAACACCGCUACCGGUCUAGAUGCCACCGAGCCGACCUCGGGUGGUAAGACUGGCCAGUAUGCAUCGGGAUACAGGUUCUACACGGAGCUGUGGUUCAUCAUCCUCAUGGCCUUUGUGGGUUUGCUGCUGGUGGCUGUGUUGUUGGGUCUGGUGCUGCGCCGAGCCCUCAGAAAGCCAUGCUUCAUCAGAGAGAGGGCGCCGCUUCAACCGCUGCAAAGGAGAAGCCCCAAAUACCCACCUGGGGACUCGUACCUGGGGCCGUGCUCUGAGCUCUGCCCUAACCAUGCCUCUACUGCUCUCCUUCAGUCUGAUGGAGGGAUGUUUGACAAUGUCCCGGACUCGUCCAGCAGUGUAAUGUUAAAGGGCUUUACCAUGCACACUGAGGCUCUGACCGAUACGAAGCUCGGCGUCAGCAAUCGGGGCUACCAGAGCACCUUAUCCAUGCUGCGUGUUCCCAGUCAGAGUCAGCUCAGCCACGCCUACUCCCAGAAUUCCCUGCACCGCAGCGUUAGUCAACUGAUUGACACACAGGAUAAGAAAUCUCUGGCAGGUCUGACGUGGGACACGGAGCAGCAGGGCACUGAGAGUGGCAUGUUUGUUGGAGAUGAGGAGUUUGCAGACCCGGUGAAGGGCUUCAGCUCAGUGAAGAAAGAGCACGCAGUGUUUACAGACACACACCUGUAGAGCUUUCUUUCUCUCGUCCUGUCAUUCCUACAUGUUUAUACAGUACAGAUUACACACACACACACAC